AGUUUUCUUCUUUUCUCCUACGGUUAGCUCCCUCUCUCUCUCUACAUUUCUUUCGUCAAAAGUUUAUUGAUCACUCUCUUUUGAGCUUAAUCCCCCAUCAAUUUCUCUCGUUCUGUUCAUUCAUGGAUCCACCUUUUCCAUCUCAUAGUGGCUUCAAUUCUCCACGAAGAAGUCCUCUUGUGAUCAAAUUUCGACCAAACAAUUUCUGGGUUUGAGCGGUUUCCGUGAAGAAGUUACUUUGAGCUCAAUUUUCGGUCAAACAAUUCUCGGGUUUGAGCUGUUUACUGGUUGCAUAUUCUGGCGUUGAAGGCUAAGGAGGGAGGAUAUGAAAGUACCUUGUUGUUCGGUUUGCCAAACACGGUACAACGAGGAGGAGAGAGUCCCUCUUCUGCUCCAAUGCGGGCAUGGCUUUUGCAGAGAAUGCUUAUCGAGAAUGUUCUCGGCGUCCGUCGAUACGACGUUGCCUUGUCCCAAGUGUCGCCAUGUAUCUAAUGUCGGGAACUCUGUUCAAUCUCUUCGUAAGAACUACGCCGUUCUCGCGCUUAUCCACUCAGCAUCGAAUGCGUCCCGGUCGAAUUUUGACGGUGACUUCACUGACGAUGAAGAAGACGGGGACAGGGACGAUGAGUCUGUCAUAUUCAGCCGUCGUGGGUCCCAGGCGUCGAGUUCGGGAACGUGUGGACCUGUGAUCGAGGUUGGGGUGCACCGGGAAGUAAAAUUCCUGCGGCGGAUAGGUGAGGGGAGGAGGGCCGGAAUGGAAACGUGGACGGCGGUGCUCAGUGGAGGCGGCAGAAGUGGACAGUGCAGGCACUAUGUAGCGGUGAAGAAGGUAGGGAUAACAGAAGAAAUGAAUUUGAAUUGGGUGCGUGGACAGCUUGAGAAUUUGCAUCGUGCAUCGAGGUGGUGUAGAAAUGUGUGCACGUUUCAUGGGGUUAUGGAGGUGGACAAGAGUUUGUGUCUUGUGAUGGACCGGUGUUAUGGAUCGGUUCAGUCUGAGAUGCAGCGCAAUGAGGGAAGACUCACUUUGGAGCAAGUCCUAAGGUAUGGGGCUGACAUUGCACGAGGGGUGGCUGAGCUUCAUGCUGCAGGUGUUGUUUGCAUGAAUCUAAAGCCAUCCAAUCUUCUUCUUGAUGCAAAUGGUCAUGCAGUGGUUUCUGAUUAUGGACUUGCCGGAAUUCUGAAGAAGCCUUCCUGUUGGAAGGCCCAGCCAGAGUGUGACUCCUCGAAGAUCCAUUCAUGUAUGGAAUGUAUAAUGCUCAGCCCGCAUUACACGGCUCCAGAGGUCUGGGAGCCUGUGAAGAAGUCAAAUUUAUUCAGAGCUGAUUCCACAGGUGUAUUCACAGAGUCGGAUGCCUGGAGUUUUGGUUGUACUUUGGUGGAAAUGUGCACGGGUUUUGUUCCUUGGGCUGGUCUAAGUGCGGAGGAAAUUUAUCAAGCCAUUGUCAAGGCGCGGAAAUUGCCUCCACAGUAUGCUUGUAUUGUUGGUGGCGGAAUACCUAGGGAAUUAUGGAAGAUGAUUGGAGAGUGCUUGCAGUUCAAGCCAUCUAAAAGACCUAGUUUUAGCGCAAUGUUAUCUACCUUUCUCCAUCAUUUGCAGGAAAUACCCUGCAGUCCUCCUGCAAGCCCUGAUAAGGAUUCUAUUGAAUGCUCUGUGUCAAAUGUGCUAGAAGCUUCCCCUCAAGCACUUGAAUUGAAACUUCCUCAAGAUUAUGUGAACCAUCUUCAUCGGCUUGUAUCUGAAGGGAAUGUUCGCGGUGUUAGACAUCUUCUUGCAAGGGCCGUCUCAGUAAAUGGUAGCAACUAUAUAUCUUCUCUAUUGGAAGCUCAAAAUGCUGAUGGGCGAACUGCUCUCCACUUGGCUUGUAGGCGUGGCAGUGUAGAACUUGUUGAGGCUAUUUUGGCAUGCAAAGAAGCAGAUGUUGAUAUCUUGGACAAAGAUGGAGUUCCUCCACUUGCUUUUGCCUUAGCAGCAGGAUCUCCAGAAUGUGUUCGUAGUCUUGUCAAAAGAAAUGUUAAUGUGAGGUCUCAAUUAAGAGAUGGCUUUGGCCCAUCUAUUGCUCACAUUUGUGCCUAUCAUGGCCAACCAGAGUGCAUGCGAGAGUUAUUAUUGGCUGGAGCUGAUCCAAAUGAAGUUGAUGACCAAGGUGAAUCUAUACUGCAUUGUGCAGUUGCCAAGAAGUAUACAGAUUGUGCUCUAGUGAUACUAGAAAAUGGGGGCUGCAGAUCAAUGGCCAUCUUAAAUUCAAAGAAUCUGACACCAUUGCACUUGUGUGUGCAAACUUGGAAUGUGGCUAUUGUAAAAAAAUGGGUCGAAGUUGCAACUUCUGAUGAGAUUGCUGAAGCAAUUGACAUACCAAAUCCCAUUGGCACUGCAUUGUGCAUGGCAGCUGCAGCUAAGAAAGAUUGUGUAAUUGAGGGAAGGGAAUUGGUUCAAAUAUUGCUUGCUGCAGGUGCUGACCCAUCUGCUCAAGAUUCACAGUAUGGACGAACAGCUUUGCAUACAGCUGUCAUAUCUAAUGAUGUGGAGUUGGUUAAGGUUAUUCUUGCUGCCGGUGUCGAUGUGAACAUUCGUAACGAGCAAAAUAGUACACCUCUUCACUUGGCAUUAACAAAUGGGGCAAAGUCAUGUGUUAAAUUGCUUCUAUCUGCUGGGGCGAAUUAUAAUUUGCAGGAUGAUGAUGGUGACAAUGCUUUGCACAAAGCAGCAAAGGCUGCAAAAUUGGCACGCGAAAACCUUGACUGGCUCAUUGUUAUGCUAAGAAGGCCUGAUGCUGAUGUGCAUGUCAGAAACCACAGUGGAAGGACGCUACGUGACAUAUUGCAGGCCCUUCCCCGGGAAUGGAUAUCUGAAGAUCUGAUGGAGUCACUCAUGUAUAGAGGAGUUCAUCUGACUCCUACAAUGUUUGAAGUGGGAGAUUGGGUGAAGUUCAAAAGAACUGUCACAACUCCAACAUACGGGUGGCAAGGUGCUAGUUCAAAGAGCGUUGGCUUUGUGCAAAAUGUUCCAGGCAAAGACAGACUCAUUGUUUCAUUUUGUUCUGGAGACGCUCAUGUUUUAGCAAAUGAAGUUGUGAAAGUCAUUCCAUUAGACAGGGGUCAACAUGUACAGCUGAAAUCAGAGGUUAAAAAGCCUAGGUUUGGUUGGCGCGAACAGUCACGUGACAGCAUAGGCACAGUAUUAUGCAUUGAUGAUGAUGGAAUCCUACGGGUAGGGUUUCCUGGAGCAUCCAGGGGAUGGAAAGCUGACCCAGCAGAGAUGGAACGGGUUGAGGAAUUCAAGGUUGGAGACUGGGUACGCAUUCGUCCAACUCUUACAUCUACAAAGCAUGGGUUAGGGUCUGUUACACCGGGAAGCAUUGGUAUUGUAUCUUCUAUCAGACCGGACAGUAGCCUGCUGAUAGAACUCAGCUAUCUUACAACUGCAUGGCAUUGUGAACCGGAAGAGGUUGAGCAUGUUGCUCCUUUCAGGAUUGGAGAUCGGGUAUGUGUGAAACGAUCUGUUGCAGAACCUAGGUGUGCUUGGGGAGGUGAGACUCAUCAUAGUGUCGGAAGAAUCAGUGAGAUUGAGAAUGAUGGCCUCUUAAUAAUUGAUAUACCAAACCGACCAAUACCAUGGCAAGCUGAUCCAUCUGAUAUGGAGAAGCUAGAAGAUUUUAAGGUUGGAGAUUGGGUUAAAAUAAAAUCUUCAGUGUCAUCCCCAAGAUAUGGAUGGGAGGAUGUUACCAGGAACAGUAUUGGGGUAAUUCAUAGCUUGGAGGAAGAUGGCGAUAUGGGUAUCGCUUUCUGCUUCAGGAUUAAGCCUUUUUGUUGCUCUGUCACAGAUGUGGAGAAAGUGCCCCCUUUAGAGGCAGGGCAAGAAAUUCAUGUGAUGCCAUCCGUUACUCAGCCUCGACUUGGAUGGUCAAAUGAAUCACCAGCUACUGUUGGAAAAAUAGUGAUGAUUGACAUGGAUGGUGCUCUCAAUGUUAGAGUCACAGGGAGGCAGACCUUGUGGAGAGUUUCUCCUGGAGAUGUAGAACAACUUUCGGGAUUUGAAGUUGGUGACUGGGUACGUUCAAGACCAAGCGUGGGAACCAGACCAAGUUAUGAUUGGAAUGGUGCUGUGAAGGACGGUAUAGCAGUUGUGCACAGUAUACAGGAUUCUGGAUACUUGGAAUUGGCUUGCUGUUUUCGUAAACAGAGGUUCUUCACUCAUUAUACUGAAGUUGAAAAGGUUCCAUGCUUUAAAGUUGGGCAGCAUGUUAAGUUCCGAACUGGUUUGGUUGAACCAAGGUGGGGCUGGAGAGGUGCUCAGGUUGAAUCUCAAGGCGUUUUAACCAGCAUCCAUGCUGAUGGAGAAGUAAGGGUAUUAUUCUUUGGUUUGCCGGGUUUGUGGAGAGGAGAUCCUGCAGACCUUGAAAUUGAGCAGAUGUUUGAAGUGGGGGAGUGGGUAAGGUUGAAAGAUAAUGCAAGUAAUUGGAAAUCCAUUGGACCAGGUAGCAUUGGUAUUGUACAAGGAAUAGGAUUUAAAGGUGAUGAAUGGGACAGAAGCAUUUGUGUUGGCUUUUGCGGGGAGCAAGAAAGUUGGGUUGGACCAACUUCUCAUCUUGAAAGAGUUGACAAACUCUCUGUUGGGCAGAAGAUUAGAGUCAAGCAAACUGUAAAGAAUCCAAGAUUUGGUUGGGCAGGGCACACCCAUGCUGACGUUGGAACCAUAUCAGCAAUUGAUGCUGAUGGAAAGCUUCGAAUAUACACUCCACCAGGCUCAAAAGCACGGAUGUUGGACCCGUCAGAAGUAGAAUCGGUGGAAGAGGAGGAGGAGAUACAAAUUGGAGACUGGGUGAAGGUUAGAGCAUCAGUUUCAACCCCAACCCACCAGUGGGGAGAAGUGGGUCACUCAAGCAUUGGGGUGGUACAUCGAAUGGAAGGCAAGGAUCUCUGGGUGUCAUUCUGUUUCAUGGAGAGACUAUGGCUUUGUAAGGCAUGGGAAAUGGAAAGGGUGAGGCCAUUCAAAAUUGGGGACAAGGUAAGGAUCAGAGAUGGACUUGUCAGUCCAAGGUGGGGUUGGGGAAUGGAGACACAUGCUAGCAAGGGAGAGGUGGUAGGGGUAGAUGCUAAUGGAAAAGUAAGGAUAAAAUUCAGGUGGAGGGAAGGGAAGCCCUGGGUAGGAGACCCUGCCGAUAUUGUUCUUGAUGAGAAGUGAUUUGUUUCCUAUCAUCAUAUUGAGAAAAUCUUUUACACAACUAGGUUUCCUAGUUCAGCUCCUGAGCCCUGUUUUCUGGCCUUGGGGCUUGUACAUAGAUUGUUAGAGCUUUAGUCUCAUUUUAAGCAGACGCCUAUGAAAUAACUUUAUUAGGUUAGAAUGCCAUUGGAGAUUCUGAGGGUAGCAAAUGGAAGAUUGGCAGUGGGACUGGGCUGUUCACAUUCAGUACACUGAGCUAAAGUAUCUACCAGAUUAUGAGGUAUAUAUAUAAUUCAUAUUUUUUAUACAAA
This is a messenger RNA of Neltuma alba, 5472 nucleotides long. RefSeq names its product E3 ubiquitin-protein ligase KEG. The coding region runs from base 326 to 5182 and encodes 1618 amino acids. The record is from RefSeq and is a predicted model, not a curated record. Gene Ontology annotation, molecular function: ATP binding; ubiquitin-protein transferase activity; protein kinase activity. Gene Ontology annotation, cellular component: trans-Golgi network; early endosome. NCBI's taxonomy places the organism in Eukaryota, Viridiplantae, Streptophyta, Magnoliopsida, Fabales, Fabaceae. Gene Ontology annotation, biological process: protein phosphorylation; protein ubiquitination; abscisic acid-activated signaling pathway. The transcript has 16 exons.